Messenger RNA from Talpa occidentalis (Iberian mole), 2255 nucleotides. RefSeq names its product NHERF family PDZ scaffold protein 4 (gene NHERF4). Gene Ontology annotation, cellular component: apical plasma membrane. Gene Ontology annotation, biological process: protein localization to plasma membrane. The transcript is spliced from 11 exons. The record is from RefSeq and is a predicted model, not a curated record. Gene Ontology annotation, molecular function: protein-membrane adaptor activity; signaling receptor binding. Lineage: Eukaryota; Metazoa; Chordata; Mammalia; Eulipotyphla; Talpidae. Bases 191 to 1696 code for a protein of 501 amino acids.
CAAAGAAAGUUGGGGGCAGAAAGAACAUGCGCACUUCUCCAGAGGAUAAGAUUCUCCUCCCGUUAACCAUUACCCCACUGCUUCCAAGGCAGCGUCUUUAAGGAGGCGGGACGUGGCCAGGUAGGUGGGAGGGUCAGGUGUUUUCCAUGGACCUUGUCCUUAUUCCGAGCACUGGGUCGCUAUUCCAACUAUGGAGGCAAAUGCAGCAGAUCAGCAGGACACGGCCUUCUUAACUCCGAAGUUUGAGUUUAACCCAAAACUGGGCAUUGAUAAUCCUGUCCUCUCCCUGGCAGAAGACCAGGGCCCUUCUGAUCCUGAGAGCUGGAAGCGUCCUCGCUUCUGUCUGCUGAGCAAAGAGGGUGGGAGUUUUGGCUUCCACCUGCAGCAGAAGCUGGGCAGCGCUGGGCCUGUGGUAUGCAGGGUCGAUCCAGGCACCUCUGCCCAGCGCCAGGGGCUUCGGGUAGGAGACCGGAUCCUGGGGGUGAACCAUGAAGUUGUGGAACAGGAAGAUUAUGCAGUGGUGUUACGUCACAUCCAGGCCAGCGGUCCUCGGGUGCUGCUGACAGUGUUGGCAGAACACAUACAUGAUGUGGCUAACCAUCAGCAGAGCGAUGUCCACCUCUGUCCUACCCUUGGCCCAAGCGUCCGGCCCCGGCUGUGCCAUGUAGUGAGAGACAACGGUGGCUUUGGCUUCAGUAUCACCCACGGCCAUCGAGGUUCUUUCUGGUUGGUGCUGAGUUCUGGAGGAGCAGCUGAGCGGGCAGGGGUGCCCCCUGGGGCCCGACUGCUAGAAGUGAAUGGGGUCAGUGUGGAGAAAUUCUCUCAUAAUCAACUCAGCAAAAAGCUUUCGCAGAGUGGAAAGCAGGUUACCCUGCUGGUGGCAGGGCCAGAGGUGGAGGAAGAGUGUCGAAAGCUGGGAAUGCCGCUGGCUGCACCGCUGGCAGAGGGCUGGUCACUACCCACCAGGCCUCGCUGUCUGAACCUAGAGAAAGGGCCUCAGGGCUUUGGGUUUCUACUCAAGGAAGAGAAGGGCCUGGAAGGCCGCCCCGGCCAGUUCCUACGGGAGGUGGACCCAGGACUGCCAGCUGAGAAGGCCGGAAUGAAGGCUGGGGACCGGCUAGUGGCUGUGGCUGGGGAGAGCGUGGAGGGGCUGGGCCAUGAGGAAAUAGUGUCCAGGAUCCGGGCACAGGGCUCUCGUGUCUCUCUCACCGUUGUUGAUCCUGAAGCUGACCGCUUCUUCAGUAUGGUUCGCUUGUCCCCACUCCUCUUCUUGGAAAGCACAGGGGAUCCUCCCUCUCCCCAGGACACCUGCUCAGCCACUCUGGUUGAGAUCAAUGAUGAUGACACCACCGUGCGUCCUGUCCCUUGUGGCUCCCGCCAGUGUCUACUGUACCCUGGGCCUGGUGGUGGUUAUGGUUUCCGGCUCUGCUAUGUGGCCAAAGUGCCUCAUCUCUUCAUCUCCCAGGUUACCCUAGGAGCCUCAGCUGCCCGGGCAGGGCUGCAAACGGGAGAUGUUAUUCUGGAGGUGAAUGGGUAUGCUGUCAGUGGAGAGAAAGACCUGGAAAAGCUUCAGCAGCUGGUUGAGGCUGAGCCACCCCUGUGCCUGACGCUGGCGGCCAAGUCUCAGCAGGGCUUGGAAGCCUGGAUUUCUCCAGGGUCUGCAGAGGAUGGGGCCCUGGCUUCAGAGCUGCUAUAGAACUGUCCUGCUUGGCACAGAUCUACCCAAUGACUUCAUUCCAGCCUGGGGUGAUAGGAGUGGGGUGCUCCUAUCAUCCCACUCCAGAAACAGCUGGACUCCAGGACUCUGGAACAUCCAAUCACAGGAUUACUCAGGGUCUCCCCAUUUCUCAUGGGCCCACCUCCCAGAAUAGGGUAUGGUCAGGGACCUCCAGGCAGGCCCAUAGGAAGCUUCCCCUCUGACGCCAGAGGAAGUAAUGGGGGAGCUUUGGAAGCUAUGCCUCACGGCAUACCAUGAUAUGGUAUGAUAUUGUAAUUUAUAAUAAUAUGUAUUUGGGGGGCUUCCCUGUUGGUUCAAGGGGUUAAGACGCAGCACUAUGAAGCUAUCCAUAGCCACUGCAGCACAAUUCAAUCCCUGGCCAGGGAGGUGACUCACAUGGCACAGGAGACCUCUCCUGUCUUGCCUGCUCCUUCCCUCAGCAGUGUAUUUCAGUCGAUCCGCCUAUUCUGUUCCCCACUCUGUCUCUAGUGAAUCCUCUCACCCCCACACCUCUGGCCUGUACCCCAGUUCUUGUAUG